CAUUAACCCUCCGCCGACAACGGAGCCGGUAUCGCAGCAACCACCGCGCCGAGCAGCGCUCGGCUAUCGCGAGAUGCGCAGGCUUGGUUCCGCCCGCCGAGGGACGGCGGCCCGCUCUGCGCCGCGGCGCCUGCCGGGACGUGGAGGCCCGCCGCCCCCGCCGGCGCGCCCGCUGACACCGGUUCCGGCGCGGCGCUUGGCGGUUUCCGGUGGCAGCGGCGGCGGCCACAUCGGAGGGUUUAGCUGCUGUGUCAGGACACCUCGGCGGCCUCCCGCCAUGGCGGACGAGGGCGGCGGCUACCGGCUUCGCUGCUCCCUGGUGGGGCAUGGGCAGGACGUGCGGGGUCUAACCCGCGGCCUCUUCCCCCAGGGCGGUUUCGUGUCCGUCUCCCGGGACCGAACUGCGCGGCUGUGGGCUCCUGACGGUCUUAACAGGGGUUUUACUGAAAUGCACUGUAUGAGUGGCCACUCAAAUUUUGUGUCUUGUGUGUGCAUCAUACCUCCAAGUGACCUCUAUCCUCGUGGGCUGAUUGCAACUGGUGGCAAUGAUCAUAAUAUUUGCAUUUUCACAGUUGACAGCACAGCUCCCCUUUACAUCCUUAAGGGUCAUAAGAACACAGUUUGCAGCCUUUCAUCUGGGAAAUUUGGCACACUAUUAAGUGGAUCAUGGGAUGCAACAGCCAAGGUCUGGUUGAAUGACAGAUGUAUGAUGACAUUAAAGGGUCACACAGCUGCAAUAUGGGCAGUGAAAAUACUACCUGAACAGGGAUUAAUGUUGACUGGUUCAGCUGACAAAACUAUUAAACUGUGGAAGGCAGGCAGAUGUGAAAGAACAUUCACUGGACAUGAAGAUUGCGUGAGAGGUUUAGCUAUUCUCAGUGAAGUGGAAUUCCUUUCCUGUGCUAAUGAUGCUAGUGUUCGAAGAUGGCAGAUCGCUGGCGAGUGUCUGCAGGUGUAUUACGGACAUACAAAUUAUAUAUACAGCAUCUCUGUCUUCCCUCAGUGUAAAGAUUUUGUAACUACUGGAGAGGAUAGAUCUCUUAGAAUCUGGAAACAAGGGGAAUGUGCUCAAACAAUCAGACUCCCAGCUCAGUCUGUAUGGUGCUGCUGUGUGUUAGACAAUGGUGACAUCGUGGUUGGUGCAAGUGAUGGAAUUAUAAGAGUGUUUACAGAGUCUUUGGAACGUACAGCAAGUGCUGAGGAGAUUCAGGCCUUUGAAAAUGAGCUUUCCCAAGCAUCCAUUGACCCUAAAACUGGUGAUUUAGGAGACAUUGAUGCUAAUGACCUUCCUGGAAGAGAACAUCUUGAGGAACCUGGAACGAGAGAUGGACAGACACGGCUUAUUAAAGAUAAUGGGAAAGUAGAAGCGUAUCAGUGGAGUGUUAGUGAACGGAGAUGGAUAAAGAUUGGCGAUGUUGUUGGUUCUUCUGGAGCCACGCAGCAAACAUCUGGAAAGGUUUUAUUUGAAGGAAAGGAGUAUGACUAUGUUUUCACAAUUGAUGUAAAUGAAAGUGGGCCUUCCUACAAACUACCAUAUAGUAUCACUGAUGAUCCUUGGCUGACUGCAUACAACUUCCUGCAAAAGAAUGACCUAAAUCCUAUGUUUCUGGAUCAGGUGGCCAAGUUUAUUAUGGACAACACUAAGGGGCAAACACUGUUGAGUACAAGUGCUCAAUUUUCAGAUCCAUAUACAGGUGCUGGACGUUAUGUUCCAGGCUCUUCAACUGGGUCAAGCACACUGCCUGUAGCAGAUCCAUUCACAGGUGCUGGUCGCUAUGUUCCUAGUUCAGCAUCAAAUGCAGUAGCUCCAGCUGAUCCAUAUACAGGAACGGGCACCUACCAAUUAGCUGCAGCUCAAGCUGAAAAUAUUUAUUUUCCGAAGAAGGAUACUUUCACCUUUGACAAGGCCAAUCCUACACAGAUACUGGGCAAAUUAAAGGAGCUUAAUGGAAAUGCAAGUGAAGAACAUAAGCUUACAGAGGAUGACCUGAUAAUCCUAGAAAAGUUAUUGUCUGCAACAUGCAACACCUCUGCAGAAACACCUACGGCACAGCAAAUUCAGACUUUGUGGAGAGCAGUUAACUGGCCAGAAGAUAUUGUUUUUCCAGCCCUAGACAUUCUUAGAUUGUCUGUCAGGCAUCCCACUGUGAAUGAGAACUUCUGCAGUGAAAAGGAUCAUGUACAAUUUAUCAUCCUUCUCCUUAAAUUUCUGAACCCUAAAGGAAAGCAAGCAAACCAGCUGUUGGCACUUCGAGCUCUCUGCAAUUGUUUUGUCAGCCAGGCAGGCCAGAAGCUCAUGAUGGAACAGAGGGAUGAAAUAAUCACACAAGCAAUAGAAAUGAAAUCAAGCAAUAAUAAGAACAUCCACAUUGCGCUUGCUACGCUGACAUUGAACUAUGCUGUAUGCUUACAUAAAGUCAACAACGUUGAGGGCAAAGCUCAAUGUUUAUCAGUAAUCGGCACAGUUAUGGAAGUUGUUAAAGAUCUUGAAGCCAUUUUCAGGUUGCUUGUGGCUCUUGGGACUCUAAUCAGUGAUGAUAAAAAUGCUGUGCAGUUAGCUAAGUCCCUUGGAGUUGACUCUCAAAUAAAAAAGUAUGCCUCUGUUUCAGAACCAGCUAAAGUAAAGGAAUGCUGUAAGUUUGUUCUUAAUCUGCUGUAAUUGUUUGUUUUUAUUGGCACAUUGAGAGGCACAGCACAUGCAGAAAAAAAAAGUGCUUUUAUUCAUAUUUUGUGACAGACUAUAAUUGAGAAAUUGCUGAGGAUGAGUAACACUUGAAUUGUUGCAAGAUACACAGCAAAUAAAACUUUUUACACUGUU
Falco peregrinus (peregrine falcon) is the source of this 2818-nucleotide messenger RNA. RefSeq names its product phospholipase A2 activating protein (gene PLAA). The record is from RefSeq and is a predicted model, not a curated record. Gene Ontology annotation, molecular function: ubiquitin binding. Bases 74 to 2659 code for a protein of 861 amino acids. Gene Ontology annotation, cellular component: cytoplasm; nucleus. Gene Ontology annotation, biological process: proteasome-mediated ubiquitin-dependent protein catabolic process; ubiquitin recycling. The transcript is spliced from 14 exons. Lineage: Eukaryota; Metazoa; Chordata; Aves; Falconiformes; Falconidae.